Molecule: messenger RNA, 1056 nt
Organism: Acaulospora colombiana
Lineage: Eukaryota; Fungi; Glomeromycota; Glomeromycetes; Diversisporales; Acaulosporaceae
Source: the annotation of a GenBank genome assembly
AUGGGAAUCUCUCUUGUCGCGAUACUUCUCAUUAUAAACUCUUCCAGUCGAGGUCAACAAUUCGUCUUUCACUACCCCAAAACUCCGAAAAGACGAGAGGAAUCCGAUAAGAUAAAAAGAAAGAUAGGUGAAUACGAGGAAUUCGAUGAUGCAUUUGAAGAGGAUGUCGUAAUUUGGCCUCACGGUAACAUGGGCGACGAGGGAGAUAACGAUCAUAAAAACAAUGAUGCCGAUCAAAACAACAUGUCAUUUAAACUGUUUGGUUUUGAGACUGAAAUUCUGGCAACCAUUCUUUGUCCCAAGGCUCAAAGUUCAAAAUUUCAAUUAUCAAUUGACGAUUUGACUUUUGUUGGACAACCAGUGUUUCUUGAAAGCACGGCCACGGACAAACCUUCAACGAAUGGGAUUUUAAAUCAAAAGUCUUCGGGUACAUCUAAUAACGCUCAGUCGAAAUUGACAUUCUUCCAUCUCGUAUUUGUUCUUGAGCCUCCUGAAUUAGAACUUGAAAGACAGGUAGAUAACGUAUAUAGACAUGUUGUCACGAAACUAACAGCUGCGUUAAAUUACGAACAAAGGAGAUGUGAUUAUGUUAGGAAAGAAGCCGAGAUGAUUUUAUCAUUAAGGGAAAAUUCGGGUAAAAAUAACAUUCGUUUAUUAUCAUUAAUCAAUCAAAUUAUACGUGAAAAAUAUAUAUUCAACAUAAAAAUGAUUCGAAAAUUAGGGUCCACCUUGGAUGAAUUUAUGGAAGAGAUUCUGAAGAAAAGCACAUUGACCAAAUCAAUUCAACAAGUGUACGAUUCGAUAUCAGCAGAUCGAAUAGCUCAUGUAUUGAUAAAUGAUUAUAUCGACCUUUCCUUGCAAGUUUCUCCGCUUGCACCUACUGAAAGCGAUGCGACCGGUCAUGGAUACGACCAUUAUCCCAUUAUAGCGCCUUAUCAUACCCUAUUGCUUCUUGAAGACCCUGAGGUUAUUCUAAAGAACAUACCAUUAGAUGCGAACCCCACGCUGGUUCAGUUGAUACAGAUCUUGACCCCUACGAAGCGGUAUGACUUGUGA